Messenger RNA from Engraulis encrasicolus (European anchovy), 1997 nucleotides. RefSeq lists its product as uncharacterized. Bases 14 to 1927 code for a protein of 637 amino acids. The transcript is spliced from 6 exons. The record is from RefSeq and is a predicted model, not a curated record. Lineage: Eukaryota; Metazoa; Chordata; Actinopteri; Clupeiformes; Engraulidae.
CUUUUCUGAAUAGAUGUUACAGCUGGGGUGUUGGAUUGUCAUGAUGUUCAGGUUUUCUUGGAUCUGCCUUCUCAUUUUGCAUGAUGUCUGCUGUCAACAGCUUCAGCAAGGGAUGGAUGUUCCCCUUGGUUUUGGGUUCUACCAUUAUCAGACUAGGCCUGCCCAGGGCUCAGUACAGCUAAUGAAUGGUCCUGGUGCAACUGGAGGUAAACCAAGUCCCAGUGAAUCUGUGAAGGGGAGCUCUUCAAUGGGUGGAGGAGCUGCCUCUUCCCCUCAAGAGAGCCAGGAGCCGAUGCCAGGAAACCAGGCCGGUUUUGCUAGUCCAUAUUCACAGGGGGGAUCCCAAGGUGAACCAAUGCCAUGGGUUGCUCUGUCCAUGAUGCCAAUGGGCCACCUUGGGCUCCUGUCCAUGAUGCCAAUGGGCCACAGUGCAAUGAGCCCGGCUGGCCAGCAGGGGGCUUCCCCCAGUGGCACUGCUAUUAGUCAGGAAACCCAGCGGCAGCUGGCCCACAUGAUGCAGCCGGCUCAGCAGCAGCCGGCCCAGAUGAUGCAGCAGCAGCCGGCCCAGAUGAUGCAGCCGGCCCAGAUGAUGCAGCCGGCCCACAUGAUGCAGCCGGCCCACAUGAUGCAGCCGGCCCACAUGAUGCAGCCGGCCCACAUGAUGCAGCCGGCCCACAUGAUGCAGCCGGCCCACAUGAUGCAGCCGGCCCACAUGAUGCAGCCGGCCAACAUGAUGCAGCCGGCCCAGAUGAUGCAGCCGCAGCAGCCGGCCCAGAUGAUGCAGCCGCAGCAGCCGGCCCAGAUGAUGCAGCCGCAGCAGCCGGCCCAGAUGAUGCAGCCGCAGCAGCCGGCCCAGAUGAUGCAGCCGCAGCAGCCGGCCCAGAUGAUGCAGCCGCAGCAGCCGGCCCAGAUGAUGCAGCCGCAGCAGCCGGCCCAGAUGAUGCAGCCGCAGCAGCCGGCCCAGAUGAUGCAGCCGCAGCAGCCGGCCCAGAUGAUGCAGCCGCAGCAGCCGGCCCAGAUGAUGCAGCCGCAGCAGCCGGCCCAGAUGAUGCAGCCGCAGCAGCCGGCCCAGAUGAUGCAGCCGCAGCAGCCGGCCCAGAUGAUGCAGCCGCAGCAGCCGGCCCAGAUGAUGCAGCCGCAGCAGCCGGCCCAGAUGAUGCAGCAGCAGCAGCAGCCGGCCCAGAUGAUGCAGCAGCCGGCUCAGCAGCAGCAAGUCCAGAUGAUGCAGAAGCAGCCGGCCCAGAUGAUGCAGCAGCCGGCCCAGAUGAUGCAGCAGCAGCGGCAGCAAGCCCAGAUGAUGCAGGUGGCCCAGCAGCAGCAAGCCCAGAUGAUGCAGCUGCCGGCUCAGCAGCAGCCGGCCCAGAUGAUGCAGCAGCAGCCGGCCCAGAUGAUGCAGCAGCAGCCGGCCCAGAUGAUGCAGCAGCAGCCGGCCCAGAUGAUGCAGCAGCAGCCGGCCCAGAUGAUGCAGCAGCAGCCGGCCCAGAUGAUGCAGGUGCCCCAGCAGCAGCAAGCCAAGGUUCCCCAGCAGCAGCAGGCCCAGAUGUUCCAGAUGCCGGUUCAGGCGCAGCAGCAGCAGGCCCCAGUCCAGUCUCCAUCUUCUGUGAGUUCAGGCUCUGCUGGUUCCCAAGGCAGCUCCUCCACAGGUGCAGUAGGCCCUGAUGCUGAGGCUGCCUCAUCAAGCCAAGAUCGCUUCAUCACACUAACUGCACCUUCAGGCUUCCAAACCAGCUAUGUUGUCCGGUCCUUCCACCGCUACUCGAGGGGCAAGAGGGUGUUUUCCCAAACCACCUACAUCCCCCUGGACUUCCCUCCUCCUGCUGAUCCUGCCCCUGCUGAACAGAUCACCCAGGAUGUCCUGCCUGCAAGAAAGAACACUGCACCUGCUGAACAGGAAACCCAGGAUGUCAUCCCUGCCAGGAAGGGAUGAGAUGUGCUCCUGAACAGACGCCAUGGUUGUGAAUUCUAUUUAUUUUGGUAAUAAAACAUGGUUUACAUAA